Molecule: messenger RNA, 1338 nt
Organism: Symbiodinium pilosum
Lineage: Eukaryota; Dinophyceae; Suessiales; Symbiodiniaceae
Source: the annotation of a GenBank genome assembly
AUGCUGUACUUCAAGAUGGCCACGACAUUGCCAGCCCCCGUAAACCUGGCGGUCACAUCCGUGUCAUUGAAAUCUGUUCAGCUUACCUGGGACAUGCCUUACGUCGAAACAGCAGACGCUCUCCCGAUUACCCAGUACGUCGUUCAGAUGGCCAUGGAGCCAAGCUACACCGGUUGGUUUGAUGUUCAAAACUCACCUGCUGACAACACGGCGUACAGUAUUCUGGUGACGCAGUUGGAGCCUGACUUUCGCUACGCCCUUCGCGUGCUGGCGAACUCAGAGAACGGGCUGGGUACCGCUUCCGAGUCGCUCUACUUCUGGGCCGGGCUGCUGCCAAACGAAGGGCCGCGCCUUGUUCAGCGCGUUGAGUCUGAAGAAGCCACCAUCAAGAUUCAGUGGGAGCGGCCAGGUGGUGCGAUGCUUGGCACAGGCACACGAAUGGAAGCGGUCACCACGGAUUGGGGAGUGCGCGGCUAUAUGUGGGAUCCUGCUGUCGAAGAACCUAGACUUGUUUAUGAUGGCCUGGGACAUGCUGAAAUUGUGCAAUUCACGGUAGCCAACGCAACCUGUGGGGGGAGCUACAAGAUCGCCCUGAGCUGUGUUACGACCAUCGGCGAGGGCCCUCUUUCCACAGUCUUGGACGUGACCAAUGCAAAGCUGCCUGGCGUACCUCGCAAUGUGGUCGUAACCAACACGACCACAUCAUCCAUCUCGAUCGCUUGGGAAGAGCCGGAAGACACAGGAUGCGUCCCCAUCUACCAGUACAGAAUCCUGCGCUAUUAUCCAGAAGCUGGCUUCAGAGUUGUGGGCUAUGCCAGCCCUGCUGAUGGUGUGCUGCAGGUGCCAGCCAACCGCAUGUAUGUGGACGACGGGCGUUGCUUCUUUGCCAAUCCAGCAGAUGAUGACGGCUCAUGCUCGUGUCCACCAUCGUGUUUGCAAGCAGGACAACUUUACCGAUACCAGGUUCAAGCCUGUGUCUUGGGUGCCUAUGGUGUGGACACGCUGGAACUGGCCGAGGGCCCGCUUGGCUGCGGUCCAAACUCCAACACCGUCUCUGCAUAUGCCGCAGACCUUUCGGACCCCCCGCGCGAUAUCCGUUUAGGUGAGCCUGAGGGGAGCGAGAUUUUGCUGUGGCCUGGCAGCAUGGAGAAGUUUCAGUCAUGUGCCCCAGUUCCUUUGGAGAGCUCGGAGAUGUACAGUAUCAGCACGCGCUGGCAACACCAAGACUGUAGCUACUUGCAGAACGUUGCUUAUGAUUCAAAAUUUCAGCAACACGAAGAGGACUGUCAGCAAGUGGCAUCCAAAGGUACUGGACGGCCCCCAUCACGGAUGGCCUGA